Molecule: messenger RNA, 624 nt
Organism: Macrosiphum euphorbiae (potato aphid)
Lineage: Eukaryota; Metazoa; Arthropoda; Insecta; Hemiptera; Aphididae
Source: the annotation of a GenBank genome assembly
AUGUUGAGAGACAACGCGAAUGCGCAGAUGGCGUGCGCCUUACUGCUGUUGAUCGGAGCGGUGGUCGUGGACAACGUCGGGGCGUCCACCAAGUACACGCUGCUCGGCAAGAACAAAAUCGAAGUGACAGAGUCGAUGGUGACGUGCAAAAACGGCAAAUCCGUGUCGGUGACCACCGGUGUGAAGGGUGAGCUGUACGCGCUGUCGACGACCAGGACGAGUUUCUCGGGUGACAAGUGGAAGAGGCGGAUGGCCGAGCUGGACAGGGAGUCGGACGACGAACAGGGGCACGUGGUGGCUUCCGUUUUCGGCGGGCCCGUCGAGACGUGGAACCUGGUGCCGCAGCACCGGAGCGUCAACAGGAAGAUCAACGCACAGAGCAGCCUGCUGAACCGCUGGGACGAGUUCGAGAAGUGGACGCGCGAAGAGCUGGGCAAAAAGAACGGCGCCCCGGUCAAAUUCACCAUCAAGAUAAAGUACGCGACCAAAAACGGAUGCAGGCCAAUCGGUUUCGAGAUCGACGCCACCAGCAAGGCGGGACCCGGGUUCCAGGGGAUAUUCGACAACGGCCCUUACGGGACUUUCGCCGUCUCCAGCAAAAAACCGUCGAAGAAAAAGCCGUGA